CGGGCCGCCUGCAGGUGUCUCCCCACGGAGGGGCGCGCGUUCCUGCGCCGUGGCCGCUGCCAGGCGCCAGCCAGCAGCUCCUCGCCGAGGUGCACUAGCGCUCUGGGCUCGGGGCGCGCCGGGUCCGCUCCUCCGCCGCCGCCUGCCGCCCGAGCCCGCUCGCUCCGUCCCGCGAACCGCGCCCCCACCAGGGGUGGGGGGUCAUGGACCCGCGCCGCGUCCGCCGCUGCCGAUCGCGGGCUCCAGGGCCCCGGGGCGCGGUGGACAGCGGCCGCUGACGCUGGGCGCCGGCCGCCAACUUCGCGCGCGGAGCUCCCCGGCGGCGCGGUCCCGGGCGCGGGCGGCAUGAAGACGAGCCGCCGCGGCAGAGCGCUCCUGGCCGUGGCCCUCAACCUGCUGGCGCUGCUCUUCGCCACCACCGCCUUCCUCACCACGCACUGGUGCCAGGGCACGCAGCGGGUGCCCAAGCCGGGCUGCGGCCAGGGCGCGGGCGCCAACUGCCCCAACUCGGGCGCCAACGCCACGGCCAACAGUACCGCGGCCCCCGCCGUCCCCGCCGCGGGCAACGGCGCCCCGGGCGGCGCGCUCUACAGCUGGGAGACCGGCGACGACCGCUUCCUCUUCAGGAAUUUCCACACCGGCAUCUGGUACUCUUGCGAGGAGGAGCUCGGCGGGCUCGGUGAAAAAUGCCGCAGCUUCAUUGACUUGGCUCCAGCGUCGGAGAAAGGGGUGCUCUGGCUGUCGGUGGUCUCUGAGGUGCUCUACAUCCUCCUGCUGGUGGUGGGCUUCAGCCUCAUGUGUCUCGAGCUCUUCCACUCCAGCAGCGUCAUCGACGGGCUCAAGCUCAACGCUUUUGCGGCUGUCUUCACGGUGCUGUCAGGUCUCCUGGGGAUGGUCGCCCACAUGAUGUACACGCAGGUGUUCCAGGUCACCGUGAGCCUCGGCCCUGAAGACUGGAGACCCCAUUCCUGGGACUAUGGAUGGUCCUUCUGCCUGGCGUGGGGCUCCUUUACCUGCUGCAUGGCAGCCUCUGUCACCACUCUCAACUCCUACACCAAGACAGUCAUUGAGUUCCGGCACAAGCGCAAGGUAUUUGAGCAGGGAUACCGGGAGGAGCCGACCUUCAUAGAACCAGAGGCCAUCAAGUACUUCCGGGAGAGGAUUGAGAAGGGGGAUGGGAGUGAGGAGGAGGACUUCCGCUUGGACUGCCGCCACGAGAGAUAUCCCACGCGACACCAGCUGCACAUGGCGGAUUCCUGGCCCCGCAGUUCAGCCCAGGAGAUGCCAGAGCUGAACCGCCAGUGCUGGGUCCUGGGGCACUGGGUGUGACAGAGACCCAGCCCGGCCCCCAGAGCUCCGGCCGAUGCUGGCACCAGCCCUUCCCAGAAGACCAUCAGUCUGGUGCCCCGGAGCCCAGCCUGUGUGCAGUGGACUCCGUUGUUAGCCGAGGAGACACGAGGCCUUUCCUGCCACGCUGCCUGGGUCUGAGGGCCCUGGACACGAGGCCCAGAGAACUUGAGGGAACACACUGGACUGCACAGAAGAACUUGGGGGUGCAGCCUGGAACUCCUGCCAGUAUCUCACUACAGCCCUGCUGGCUGCCUCUGACAUGUCAGGAAAGUCACUGGACACUGGACACCAAAUACUGGGCACCCACAAACUAACCAGGGAGCUGAAAAGGUGUCCAGAAGGGCAGGGCUCUGUGGGAACAGGAGGGGUGGUUUCAGGAAGAAGGAUCAGCAGCUGGCACUGCAGGAGGCCACACAGCAGGCACACAGCAGGGGCUCAAUAAAUGCUUGCCGAAUCUGUUUCUUGCAGUGUAUGGAGCUAGUUGCUCUCUGGGCUGUGGCUGCCUCGUCAUCCCUCACCCUGUCACCUCAAAGACCCUGCAAGUGAGAACCUAUGUGUGCUAAGGGCAGGGCCAGGCUGGGCCUAGGGUACAGGUAGGAUGGACAUAGGCUGGCAGUGAUGCCCUGGAUUCUAGAGGAUAGGCAAAGAGGGGUCCCCAAACCCACAUCCUGAACUGUGACCCCCAGGGGGACACUAUGCUAAUUCCUGUUAUAAAAACGAGAGGGAGUAACAGAGUAGAAGUAACUUAUCUAAGAUGAAAGAAAUAGAAAAUUGUAGAACUGGGUUUGAACCAAGACCCCUGAGUCCAACUUCAGUUUUCCAAGAGGUCUUUCUUCCCAGAGGAGUUUCUAGAGUUUUUCACCAAGUAGAGCUUCACUUAUCCAUCCAUCCAUCCAUCCAUCUCCCUACCUACCUGUUCAUUAUUUGUCCAUCCAACCACCCAUUCAAUCACCCACCCAUCCAUCCGUCCAUCCAACCAUCCAACCAUCCAUCCAUCCAUCCAUUCAUCCAUCCAUCCAUCCAUCCAUCCAUCCAUCCAAUCAUCCAUCCAUCCAUCCAUCCAUCCAUCCAUCCAUCCAUCCAAUCAUCCAUCCAUCCAUUUGUUCACUCAUUCAUCCAAUCAUCAGUCUACCCUUCCGCCCUCCUUUUCUCCAUCCCGGCACCCAUCACUCCCCAUCCUUGUGGUAGGCCUCCAUCCUUCAUCCUUCCAUGCAUCACCCUCCCUCUUUAUUCAACCAUCCACCUGUGCAUCCAUCUUUCCCAUGAUGGGAUUCACUGUGCCCAUACUCUGUGCCAAGCACUGUGGCAGGCACCACAGAUGGGGUACAGAAGCACUCAAAGAGGGGCAGGGCAAAUGAUGAGGCAGAUGAUUAUAGUUCUCUGUGCAGAGCACGAUGGUUCCCUGCUUAAGGGUCAAACUACCUGGUUCUGACUCCUUUAAGACCUUGGGUAUGUCACUCAACCUCUCUAUGCCUCAGUUUCUCAUCCACUAAGUGAAGAUCAUGGCUAUGCUUAUCUUUUGAAGGUGUGCUGCAGGUUAAGCAGGCUGGUGUCCUGGACAACUUCAGGCGUGUUUACUGUAAUGCCUGAGGGGAGUUAGGGGCUAGAGGAGCUGACAGGCAGACCCUGCUGGGGGCAGCAUUCAGGGGAGGCUCCCUCGGUGAAAUGAGGCUUAAGCCAAGACACGCAGGCUGUCAAGACACCAGGCAAGCAAGAGUGCGGAGAGCCCAGGAAAUGGGUGCAGAGAGAAAGUGGUGACAAGCUGCAGAGCUGGAUGCAGCAGACCAGGAGCGAUCCAGGGCCUGGCCAGGGAGCUUGCACUGGGGCAGCGCUUCUUCCAGAGGAGGUGCGCCCAGCUGUGCUUGUUAGGAAGAUACGAGGCUCCGGCACAGGACAGAUGUGGUAGGCUGCUCGGGGAAGGAGACUUCAUCCAGGCCACAUCAGAAGCCAGAGGAGAGGGUGAGCUUAACAAGGGCCCUGGGGCCAGGUGAGCAGAUCCUGACACUAGGUAGGAGAGACAACCAUCAGGGAUUGGGGAGGAAUGGCAUGGCAGGAGAGGACAGUGGCCAUGACUCUCAGGUUGAGUAUAAGGGUGGGGAAGAUGGGGACUUUACAUGUCUUAAGGGAAUACUCAGGUGGAUUGAGUGCAUUCAUUCAUUCAUGCAUUAAUUGGCUGAGUGAUUUGUGAGUCAUUUUCAUUAAUUCAGUGGUACUGAGGACUACUGGGGUGGGGCUGGAGAAGGCCUGGGAGGGAGACUGAACCAGUUGUGAAGGCCUUAAACGUCAGACCUAGUUCGGGUUCUGCCCCAAGCAGGAAGGAGCCACCCAAACAUGGGCUGGGCAGGGACAUGGGGUGGGGUCUGGCCAGGGCUGCCAGGCAUCUCAGAGCCCUUUACUGUCACCCAGGUCCUUCUGAAGCUAGCAAACAGCCCUCAGAGGUCCAGGAGAUGACUUCAGUUGACACACGGGCAAAAUUUUAAUCUAUUUUAACAGUUGUGUUUAUGUAAAUGUGUAUUAGAAAAAAAUGUGUAACAGGCAUCUCAGUGAGUUCACAGACGUUACUGCUUAGGAUGAAACCACAAUAGGCACUUCAGUUAAAACAGAGUUGGUUUAAAGAAAAGCAUUAAAUAAAUAUUCGUGCAAAUGGUA
This is a messenger RNA of Cavia porcellus (domestic guinea pig), 3999 nucleotides long. RefSeq names its product GSG1 like (gene Gsg1l). Gene Ontology annotation, cellular component: postsynaptic density membrane; plasma membrane. The transcript is spliced from 7 exons. The coding region runs from base 346 to 1329 and encodes 327 amino acids. Gene Ontology annotation, biological process: regulation of AMPA receptor activity. The record is from RefSeq and is a predicted model, not a curated record. NCBI's taxonomy places the organism in Eukaryota, Metazoa, Chordata, Mammalia, Rodentia, Caviidae.